AUUCUCUGCUAUUAUAUAUAUGAUUGUCCUCAAAAUGUUUAAUUAAAAUAUCUAAGCAACAUGUUGAUAAUUCUAUGUGUUGUAUUGCUCCCCUUUGGUUUAGCAUCUAUAAACACAACUGCUCUUCCAUCCGAAGAAGUGGAUGCGUUGAGGGAGAUCGGAAGGAAGUUGGGAAAAGAUUGGGAUUUCAACCAAGAUCCAUGUGGUUGGGCACCAUUGGCUCCGAAAAAUUCAACAUACGAGGAUAAUGUAACUUGUAUAUAUGAACCAAACAGCACCACCAUUCGCCAUGUUUUUAGCGUAGGUCUUAAAGGACAAAGCCUACAAGGCAUUCUCCCACCAGAAUUUGCCAAUCUUCCUUACCUUCAAAACCUAGACUUAACUCGCAACUAUCUCAAUGGUACCAUCCCUCCAGAAUGGGGUUCCAUGCAGCAAAUUUUGGAAAUAUCCCUUCUGGCGAAUCGUAUAAGUGGAUCAAUCCCAAAGGAACUCGGAAACCUCAACACAUUGACUACUUUAGAUGUACGAGGCAAUCUGAUGUCUGGAAUAAUUCCCGCCGAACUUGGGAAUCUUGCGAAAAUUGAGAAACUAUUUCUGAACUCCAACUAUUUCACUGGGGAGUUGCCCGCAUCAUUUUCAAAAUUGAUCACUAUGAAGGAGUUUCAGAUUAGUGCUAACCGUUUGUCUGGGAAGAUUCCGGCUUUUAUAGGAGAUUGGCCAAGUCUCCAAUCCUUAAGGAUUCAGGCCAGUGGAUUGGAGGGGCCAAUACCUUCUAGCAUCACUCUCUCAGAAUCUUUGACAAAAUUGAGAAUCAGCGACUUGAGAGGACCCGACACACUCUGUCCACCUAUUAGGAAUGCAACACCUUUCGAAGACUUGAUCUUGAGGAGUUGCAAUUUAAUUGGCACAUUACCUAAAUCUUUGGCUUUGGGGGAGGGGGAUCAGAAGCUGAAAGUCUUAGACUUCAGUUUUAAUAAGCUUAAUGGAUCCAUUCCUGAAAGGUUCCGUGAACUAUAUGACACAGAUUACAUCUAUCUCACUGGAAACUUGCUAUCUGGAAGUGUGCCUGAAUGGAUGCUGACUUCACGAAAUGAAAUUGAUCUAUCCUACAAUAAUUUCACAUAUGAAAGCUCCAGGAUAUCAAAUUGUCAGAUGCAGGAAACAAAUAUGUUUGCUGCGUUUUCAAAAGACACCAUCUCUAAAGAGGUCGAUUGCUUGCGGAAUAUAGUUUGUAAUACGAAUCAUGCUUCUUUGUAUAUCAACUGUGGCGGACAGAGGCUAGACGUUGGGAAAACAGUAUACGAAGAUGAUACAAAUCCUGGUGGGGGUUUCUAUUUAACCGGAGAUCGAUGGGGAUUUAGUAGUACUGGUCACUUCUUUGAUGGAGGUCUUCCUGACAAUUAUGUUGUUACAAAUAAUUCUACACUCUUAAGUAACUCUGAAUUGUAUAUGAGUGCACGAGUUUCAGGAUUAUCUUUGACAUAUUAUGCAAUAUGUAUGAAAAAUGGAAGCUACAAUGUAAGCCUUCACUUUGCCGAGAUCUUUUUCACCAAUGCUAGAACCUAUGGCAGCCUUGGGAGACGUGUAUUUGAUAUCUAUAUUCAGGGUGAGCUGGUGGAAAAGGAUUUUGACAUCAGCGAGAAAGCUGGUGGACCUGAGAAAGCGGUUGUCAGAAGUUAUACUGUAAAUGUUAGCACUACUUUAGAAAUCCGACUCUAUUGGGCCGGAAAUGGAACAACCAAUAUCCCAGUUAGAGGAGUAUAUGGUCCUCUUAUUUCAGCUAUAUCUGUGAAUCCAAAUUUUUGGGUUCCGCCAAUAGAAGGACUCAGAAAUGAUAACGGUGUCUCUAGAGGGACUGUGGCUGGAAUUGUGGUUGGAGCAGUUUGUUUGAUCCUCCUAAUUCUAGGAGUUCUGUGGUGGUGGGGUUCCUUACAUAAGAAAGAUGCUAAUAACCUAGACCUGAGUGGCCUAGAGCUUAACACUGGUUCAUUUACAUUAAGGCAAAUCAAAACUGCAACAAACAAUUUCGAUGAUGCUAAUAAGAUUGGAGAAGGUGGUUUUGGCUCUGUUUACAAGGGAGUUUUGCCCAAUGGAACCUUAAUAGCUGUGAAACAGCUUUCCUCCAAGUCAAAAGAAGGAAAUAGGGAGUUUCUGAACGAAUUAGGCAUGAUUUCUGCUUUGCAACACCCACAUCUCGUGAAGUUGCAUGGAUGUUGUAUCGAAGGAAACCAGUUGCUGCUAGCAUACGAAUAUAUGGAAAAUAACAGCCUUGCCCGUGCUUUAUUUGGGCCUGAAGAAUGGCAGUUGGAACUUGAUUGGCCAACAAGGUACAGAAUUUGCAUCGAAAUAGCGAAAGGUUUGGCUUUUCUCCAUGAAGAAUCAAGAUUAAAGAUUGUGCACAGAGACAUCAAAGCCAGUAAUGUGCUACUUGAUAAAUAUUUAAAUGCCAAAAUUUCUGAUUUCGGUUUGGCUAAGCUUGAUGAAGAGGACAACACACAUAUUAGCACCCGUAUAGCUGGAACUUAUGGAUAUAUGGCUCCUGAAUACGCAUUGCGUGGUUACCUCACGGAUAAAGCAGAUGUAUAUAGCUAUGGAAUUGUCCUUUUAGAGAUUGUGAGUGGAAUGCGCAACAUUGUUGACAAAGCCAAGGAGAAUCUGUUUGUUCUUCUUGACCGGGCCAACUCUUUGAAUAUUUCGCAUAACUUACUGGAACUAGUUGAUCCAAGACUUGGUUCAAAAUACGAUGUCCAAGAGAUAAUGGUAGUUAUAAAUCUGGCUCUAGUUUGCACAACAAUCUCUCCGACCGACAGACCCACGAUGUCAUCAGUGGUUAGCAUGCUUGAAGGAAGAAACAUUCCUCAAGCAUUUGUUGCUGAACAAAGAGGCUCUAUGAGUCGUUUGGAUCGUGAAAAAAUGAUGAAGCAGCUUGAGAUGAUAAAUGAGAGCCAAAUUGAGAAAAUAUCAGUCCCAUGCACUGGUUCUUCGACAUCUGCAAUUGAUCUGUACCCAGUUGAUUCUUUCAGUGAGUCACUGCGAAAGAGAGACGAUACAAAGAAGCUGCUAUCUGAGAACGAUUAAUUUGGAUAUUUUUUAUUGUGUCAAACUUUCCGGUUUUUCCAUUUUACACAGUUUUCUUGUUAACCGUGUAAAGUAAACAUAGACUAAUACCCAUUUUUGUAGCGGUGAUCAAUUCAGUUCUUGUUAUUUUGU
Messenger RNA from Erigeron canadensis, 3210 nucleotides. RefSeq names its product probable leucine-rich repeat receptor-like serine/threonine-protein kinase At3g14840. The coding region runs from base 61 to 3078 and encodes 1005 amino acids. Gene Ontology annotation, molecular function: protein kinase activity; ATP binding; protein binding. The transcript has 24 exons. Gene Ontology annotation, biological process: protein phosphorylation. Lineage: Eukaryota; Viridiplantae; Streptophyta; Magnoliopsida; Asterales; Asteraceae. The record is from RefSeq and is a predicted model, not a curated record.